UUAGUGAUCAUAUUCACUUCUAGUCAGACUGGCUGUAAUGGUUUUAAUUUGGAUCUUGUUAAUCUGUUUAUGUUUUGUCUUUGCAUUGAGGAUUGAUUUAUUAUGAGACUUGUGUUUUAGGGCUUUGAUAGUUGUGUUAGAAGAAUGCACUGUAUGUAAUUGCUCCCAAUUAUGUCUUUAAACCCCCGUGAUUUGUGUACACAUCUAUAUUUUCUUUAUAACUUUUGCCCAGAAAAAAGAAAAAAAAAAAUUAGCUGUAGUUGGGAUCAUGACUAGACUCUCUGUUUUAGCAGGCUUUUGUAUUGAGUACUCGCUCUCUUUUCCCUAUGUUUUUUUAAUACCUUUUGCUUGGGGUCUGGGUUAUUUUGGCAUAUAAAGUGAUAUUCAUAUGCACCAUCUGUUUUGUCUGUGCUUCAAUUGAUGAGGUUAGUCAGAAAUUUUCUGUCAACAAUCAACAUUUCAUUGCUUCUAAUUGAAUGAGAUAAUGGUAAUGGAUCACACAGACAUGUAGGUGAAAGAGACAGGAAAAAGGAUACAAACUAAAUACUAAAUGCUUUGAAAAGCACAAAAUUGGAGGAGCCCCUUGUGAUAUGGAGGAUGACUGAUGAGCAAAACUUUUUUUUUUUACUUGUUUAAGUUUUACUUGUAGGUCACUUGUUAGUUUUUGAUAAUGCAGGCAGAGCUUGUACACAGAAUCCAAUAUACAUUGAACAAAGAGUUUUCUGAUCGUUGAGAUGUUUUUUCUUUUUUAUUAUUAUUAUCAUUGGCAAACUUUCUUUUCUUAAUUCAAGGAAGAAAUCCUGACAUUGAGUGAGGCGUUUUCCUUCAGCAGUAGUUUGAAUUUCAAGUCUCAGCUUACAAUUUUGACUUUCAGGAUGAGGCAUUGUGAUGGUCAUCUUUCCAUCAUGGUGAAGGAGUUUCCUUAUGAUAAUCAUAUUGUAACAUGUAGUAGAAAAGCAACUUGAAGACAAUAAUUGCUUAGUGGAGUUAUUCAUGUCAGACGCAUAUAUACUGAAAGAUGGGUCUUUUCUUUUUGUCUUCAGGCUUUGGAGGAGACAAAACAGUUUUUGACAUUUAAAUUUUUAUUUGCCUUUUUCUUUCUUCUUGGCGGGUGAAACUUUUUAUGUAUGGUAUUUUUUUUUCUUUUUCUUCUUUUUGCAGAUUCAUGCAUUUCCAAUAGCAAGUUUUUCAGAGAGGGUCAUAUGUCAUGUAUCAUAAUCAUUUGAAACAGUCUCAUGGAUUUCUAGAAAAUAUGAAUUGGAACUUUUUGCUGUGGUCUAUAUUUUUCAUUCUCUAAGCAGCAGAAAGUUGGUCAACAGAAAGUAUCAUGGCGGCUAAUGAAAAUCUUCCCCCAAAUGUUAUAAAGCAACUUGCAAAGGAAUUGAAGAAUCUUGAUGAAUCUCCCCCUGAGGGAAUUAAAGUAGGUAUUAACGAUGAUGAUUUUUCAACCAUAUAUGCUGAUAUUGAGGGCCCAGCUGGGACUCCAUAUGAAAAUGGUUUUUUUCGCAUGAAGUUAUUAUUAUCUCAUGACUUUCCACACUCUCCUCCAAAAGGUUACUUCCUGACCAAGAUUUUCCAUCCAAACAUUGCACCCAAUGGUGAGAUUUGUGUCAAUACACUUAAAAAGGAUUGGAAUCCAAGUCUUGGGUUACGACAUGUUCUCAUUGUAGUUAGGUGUUUAUUGAUUGAACCAUUUCCAGAAUCAGCCUUAAAUGAACAAGCAGGCAAGAUGCUACUUGAGAAUUACCAGGAGUAUGCUAGACAUGCCAGACUUUACACCGGGAUCCAUGCCAAGCCAAAACCCAAGUUCAAAUCGGGAGCCAUUUCCGAGUCUACCACGGCUCUGAAUGUUGACCAGACUAACACCUCAGUUACUGCUGAUCAGAAGAGCAUAACACCAGAUGUUGCAUUGCCAUUGCCAUCCCCAUUGGCACCUUCUACAACACCCACCAAGGGAAAUGGGCUGGAGCAGCCUGCCUCCUUGGCACCAACAACAGAUACAGUAGUUAGUGGGUCUGCUGUGGCUGCAGCUGCCACCGCACAAAAGAAGGAAUGUGGAUUGGCAAAAGUUCACGCAGACAAGAAAAAACUAGAUGCAAGAAAGAAAAGCUUGAAGAGAUUGUAAACUUACGUAGACAUGAUUGAACUGAAAUUAUGGGAUUUGUGGCCAAACUUUUGUCGUCCAUUGAUGGGGGAUGGGGCAAGUUGGGGCAAAUUUGGGGUUUGGGGAGGUGAGCGAAUGCAUGCUGUAAUGAAUAUUUCCAUUGGACAAUGUGACUCCUGUUGUAAAAUUGAAGUUUCUGUAUGCGUUU
Molecule: messenger RNA, 2312 nt
Organism: Juglans regia (Persian walnut)
Lineage: Eukaryota; Viridiplantae; Streptophyta; Magnoliopsida; Fagales; Juglandaceae
Product: ubiquitin-conjugating enzyme E2 22-like
Exons: 7
Coding region: 1328-2125 (265 amino acids)
Source: RefSeq, a predicted model, not a curated record